CGAGGGGUAGAGGUUGCCGAGCAUAGCUUUGAUCUCUGACGAAGAAGACUUUCUCCAGUGCAUCGGGAAGCGUUCUUUUUUAGGGAUGAGAAGUGCGUGAUAAUCUCGUGGAAAUCCGCAUGAAACUCUAAAGGACACAGCAACCCAAGCUGGUGUGUCAAAAUAUGUAACCAAAACUAGUGAACGUAGUGUGAAAAGUGUGUAAAACUUUCCUAGUUGGUUAUGUUCUGAUGUGCAAUAUUUAGGGAAAUAAAAUUUCGAAAAGUGCAAACAACCUGGAACUAGUGUCACGUAGAAAAGUAUCUACAGUAAAAAAGCGUAAAGAUAGACACAGAGAAAACAGGAAAAGCUGCUGAUGUAGGAAUGAUAGAGAAACAUAAGUAAACCCAAAUUUAGACUGUCUCCUGCAAUUAGCAUACGCUCAUAGAACGGUGGAACAGGCGCAACACAGCGUAUACAAAGUGUUUUCCAACCCCCCACUCCGAAAUAAACAAAGUGCGUACACUUAAUAGAAACAAGCACCUUUCCUACAAAAACCACCUCUAACAUGCGCAGCAGAACCGAAAUGGUAACAACCACCCUGGACGGUUCCGACUUCGAUGAGGAUUCCGACUUUGAAGACUCCGAAGAGGACUGGAAACCGGAAAAGGGUGAUCCGAAGAGUUUGAAGCGGAAGACGCGUGAUAUUAUCACCGGCACAGUAAGUGGUGGCAGACGGGGCAGUGGAGGCCGUAGUAGUAAUGGCAAGAAGCGCGGUAGAAAACCCGCCGCAAAGGGACGCGCCGGAAGAAAAAGAAAAUCAGGAAAUCACUCCGACGAUGACGACGAUGACGAUGAAGAUGACGAUGAGGAUGACGGAGAUGAUGAUCAGUCGGACAGUGAAGAGGGCGAACGAUCGACACCGCGAGCCCGCAAACGAGGCCGACCAUCAGGUGCGAAAGGAGCAAAACGAUCCAAUGGACGAAAAAGUCUUGCCAAAACAUCCCCGUCCACUUCGAAAGCUGCAGCUAGUACCGGAGAGCUGGCAUUGAAACCGAUCCCGCGAAAGGUCGUAAAUUUGGCCAGCAGCUUCCCGGACAAAAGUGGCUUCCUUAAGUUGUUCGCGUACCGUGGCGAUCUGGAGGAAGGCAUCCGAGACAAUCUGAAGGUGUGCCUGUGGAGACGGGACGGUUCCAGUCUGCUGCAGAAGUACUUCCGGGACAAAUCUGCCGACGCCACUUCGCCACAGUUCAUUUCCUCGAUGGUGGUAGGCAAUUUUCAAUUUCACGCAUGGUUGUAAUGGCUUGUAUAUAAAACACAAUUGAUGUAUUAUACGAAUUUAAAUCCAUUCAAGUAAAUCCAUUUAUUAGGUAAAGUUUUAAAAAAAUAAAAUAAAAUGAGUGAAUAA
Messenger RNA from Anopheles coustani, 1387 nucleotides. Its product is annotated as nucleophosmin-like. The record is from RefSeq and is a predicted model, not a curated record. Lineage: Eukaryota; Metazoa; Arthropoda; Insecta; Diptera; Culicidae. The transcript has 2 exons. Bases 548 to 1279 code for a protein of 243 amino acids.